Messenger RNA from Rotaria sordida, 1569 nucleotides. NCBI's taxonomy places the organism in Eukaryota, Metazoa, Rotifera, Eurotatoria, Philodinida, Philodinidae. The record is from the annotation of a GenBank genome assembly.
AUGAGUAAUCUAUUUAGUUUACCAUUUUCAUUUUCUGUAUAUUCACAAACAUUAAAAAAUUUAUUACAACAUCGAAUUAAUAUUCAAUUAAAUUCAAAUGAAGAUAAAUGGUCAGAAAAAGCUAUUAAAGGUUUAAUUAAACGUUUAACAAAAACAUCUAUGAUUGAUGAUUUACAAAUAGCAUUAGAUAGUAAAAAUUCACAAACACGUUGUGUUACAAUUCCAAGAGAUGCACAAAUUAAAUUAGUCGAACCAAAUCCAUCAUCAACAAUACGAAAAGCAUUUAAUGAUAGAACACCAGUUGUAGCUUUUUGUCGUAUAUGGCGUUGGCCAGAUUUAAAUACACAUCUUGAAUUACGACCUAUUGAAACAUGUUCAUAUGCAUUUCAACAUGAUAAAGAUCAAAUAUGUGUUAAUCCUUAUCAUUAUGAACGAGUUGUUGCACCAUUUAUUCCACCUGUUUAUGUAUCAGUUUUGGAUCGAGCUAUAUUUAAUUCAACAACUAGUGAACGUCAACAAGAACAAUUAGAUUCAAAUAUUUCAAUGGAUUGUUCAUCAUCUGAUCAACAACAUACAGCUGUAAAUAGUCCAGUAAAUUUACAAGAUAAUUCUGAAGCCAUGACACCAAUACCACUACCAACAACAGCAAUAUCUUAUGUUGAAACACCAGUUUGGUGUUCAAUACUUUAUUAUGAAUUAAAUCAACGUGUUGGUGAAACAUUUCAUGCAACACUUAAUUCACUUGUUAUUGAUGGAUUUUGUGAUCCAAAUGCAUCCGAUAGAUUUUGUCUUGGAUCAUUAACAAAUGUUAAUCGAACAUAUGAAAGUGAAACAUGUAGAAAAAUGAUUGGUAAUGGUGUAAGACUUUAUUAUAUUGGUGGUGAAGUUUUUGCUGAAUGUCAUUCUGAUUCACCAAUAUUUGUUCAAAGUCCAUGUUGUAAUCAACGUUUUCAAUGGCAUCCAGCAACAGUUUGUAAAAUACCACCACGUUGUAAUUUAAAAAUCUUUAGUAAUACAGAAUUUGCUCAAAUAUUAUCUGAUACAGUGCAAUAUGGUUAUGAAGCUGUUUAUAAUCUUACACGAAUAUGUGCUAUUCGUAUGAGUUUUGUUAAAGGUUGGGGUGAAGAAUAUCGUCGACGUACAAUAAUGAGUACACCAUGUUGGGUAGAAAUUCAUCUUAAUGGUCCAAUGCAAUGGUUAGAUAAUGUUCUUCAACAAUUACCAGCACUGGGUAAUAAAAAUUUAACAAUGGUUAAUGUACCAAAAACACGUCGUACAUUUUGUAAAGGAAAAAAUUGCAAAAAACAUACAUUACAUAAAGUAUCACAAUAUAAAAAAGGCAAAGAUAGUGUACAUGUUCAAGGUAAACGACGUUAUGAUAUGAAACAAAAAGGUUAUGGUGGACAAAAAAAACCUGUCUUUCAUAAAAAAGCUAAAACAACAAAAAAAAUUGUUCUACGUAUGGAAUGUACGGAAUGUAAAUUUAAAAAACAAUUAGCUAUUAAACGAACGAAACAUUUUGAAUUAGGUGCAGAAAAAAAGAAGAAAAAUCAAGUUAUCAAUUAUUAA